ACUUACGGCAAGGAAAGCCUUUAGCAGCAGCCAGUCAGCCAGCCAUUUUGGGCAUAAGCAGUGCUAAAGCCAAGUCAGUCGCUUAAGAGCCGUGAACGCAAGCGAACGCGUCGCGAACAAAAGCACCAAUUGUAUUGUGUAGCAUUGAAGUAUUGAAUCAACUAAGUGAAGUGAAGGGGAGUUAAGUGGAGGAAAGUGAGGGAAAGUGUAGUGUUUGUUAUGGCAAUCUGAAGAGUAAAUAAACAAGAAAAUACUAAAAUAACAAAGUCAAACAAAAGAAACACCAAAAGUUUGUCGAAAUUCAAAACAAUUAAGUGAAAUGCUUGAAGUAAUGGAAAGUAUUUGGAAAAUUGCAAAUUUGAUAUCAAAAGCAAUCAACUAGGAUAUGAAGGAUAUGCGCGCAUACACACGCACAUGCACACGCACAUGCACACUUCUAUGCUGGCUACUGUUUUGUAGGCAAUUGCAAGGCGCUGCAAUGCUUGAAAUAGUGAAUAUUUUACUUUUACCCAGAAAAGCUAUUUAGGUCAUAGCGAACUGGACCAAACGGCACGAGGCGCACAAGGAGAGGAGCUGAAAAACUAGUACGCGCGUGUGGAAAGUUGUUGAUAUGUAUGUAGCUCAAAUAACUGACAGGAAGUAAACGACGUGAAGUCAGUCAAUAAAAAGGGAAAACACACGGACAGCCAUACGUAUGUACAUAUUCAAUUUGAUUGAGCGAUAAAAGCGCGAAAUGACAAUUUAAUCAAAUGUCAAAACUUAAUUAAACAUAAAAUCAAUAAGCAGCGGCAGGCGCGUGGCUGACAACGGGCAAGAAGAAUAAAAAGCAGAAGAAGAAGAAGAAGAAGAGAAGGCAGUAGCUUGUUGGUGCAGAGAAGAGGAAGGAUAGGCGCGAGGGCAUUACAACAGCCUGGCGAGCAUUUCGAUUGAAUUCGAUUAGUUUUUUGUGGGUCAAUGAAAAGUGAAGGUUUCACAAAAACAAGUUAAACUAAAAUUACAGCAAUAACAACAAAAAGAAAGAAACAGUAAAAUCAAGUGAAAUUCACGGGUUUGAACUUACUGAAAGCGCUUCAGACUGCUUUAUUUCUUAAAAAGUACGGAAAAUGAAGAAAUAUUUUGCAAAACAAAAACAGCUAAGUCUACUAGUGUAGAAAAUUGAAGAACGCAACCACUUUGAGCCAAGAAAGAAUGCAGUUCUAAACCGUAGAAAUCACAAGCAAACGAAAUGGGCUAACAAAAAUUCUAAAAACAACAACUCAACUAACAAAGUGCGCCACAAGUAGCUAGAAGAAACUCUACAUUCUUGAAACGUAUCACAGCAGCAGUUGCUUAUUUGCUCGAAAAGUUGCAAAAAAUCGUUGGCUACGAAACGAAAUAAAAACAAACGACCAUAAACCACAACAACAAUCACCUUAGCCAAUUUCCCAACCACCAGUGCAGCCCACAAACCAAAGCAAUUGCAAGCAAAACGCAAGCGCCAAUCCAUUUCCGUGUAGGCUGAAGCACACGGCUGGCUGCAAUAGCCAGAACUGCUGAAAGAUGGAAGCCACCCCGAAGGUGCAUCGUCAUCGUCACCGACGUUCGGAUUCGCGUCAUCAUCGGCACGAGCGUCAGAGCAGCAACAGUAAUAGCAAUGGCCAGCAGCAGCAGCAGCUCAGACAGAGCAGAAACAUUACUACAACAAUCACACCAACAACAGCAACAACGACAGCGACAACAACUCUUGCAGCGGAUGCGGUAACGACGAUACCAACGCACAAUGCACAACCCAGCAACCAGCAGCUACAACAAUCGCCAACAUCACUACAGCUAACGCAUUCAAACGCAAUUCACUCGCCAGUGCGUGAGCGUCGUGGUCAGGCGCGGACAACAGCAGGCAGUUCGCAGAGCGUGGCAGUGGGAAAUACCGCGACCGCCACCGGAACCACCACCACCAUCGCUGGAGCUGAGGCACAAACUUCAAUUACAAUUGAAAUUCCCACAGCGCUCACACAAUUCGCGGACGAGCGGGAUGCAGAAGAUAGCCUGAGCGGCGGCGAUGGCGGCAUGGAUGGCAACUGCGCUGGCAUCAGUGUCACCACAGUGCAUGAACGACGUGCGAUUUCCACAGAAGCAGGGGAUCCGUUGGCCGCCACUUCUGUGAGUCAGUCGUCGACCAUAUCGCAGCCUACAGUUUUGCUUGUAAAUGGUCAUUCUCCGCCGCCGCAGGAGGGCGAUGACGGCGACGACUUUACGCAGGCGUCCAAAGCGAUGACGGUGUGCGGUUCGAGCACAGACGUUGGCGUUGCUGGCGCGAAGGAAGAAGCCAAUACACAGUUAGAGUCGCCUACGGCAGCACAUCCCAAUGGAGGUGGGGGCGGCGGCGGCGGCGGCGGUGGCAGCAGUCGCAACUCAUCCGGUGAUGCACUUAGCUUACGCGAAACGCUACAGCAGCUACCUCCUACACUAACACACGGUCAUCGUCAUCGACGCACACAUUCACCACAAUCGCCGGCGAGACGGACGCAGGAAGUGGACGCUUCGUUUCAUCGCGGCAUUUUGGGUUUCAUGGAUCGUGAAUUGAAGCACAGCUCGCCAACGCCGUCAGCGCUGAGUGUGGGUAGUGGUAGCGCAGCAAGCGGUGGCGGGGGCGGUAGCGGUACAGUGCGUAAGUUGCAGUCAUUAUCCGAUCCACAGGCGAGUCCCGCACAACGGUCGGUACGUUCACGCAGCAGUUUGGAGAAGAGUCCACGUCGCAAGCGUAGCAAAUCGGAAUCGCGUAGGCGGCGCGAACGUAAACUUAUCGCCGCUGGUGAAAUGGAAGUGCGACAAGCGAACGAAACUUUAAUGCGAUAUUUGAAGCAGUGUUCAGAGAUGAAUGACGCCUCACUGUCGGGCGAGUUGGAAAUCGAUCAGAACUUCGAUGAACGACGGGUGCAUAGGAAGACAAAAUCGCAACGGGAUAAGCGUGGGCAUUUGAUAAGCAAACUUUACUCAGCUGGUGGCCUCUCUUCCAUAUUGCGCGAGCUUUCCGAUGACAUUAUACCCGCAGAUGGUGAGGAAAUUUACAAUCCAUUCACACCGGUUGUCUCCCCCACCGAGGAGGAUACGCCCGCACACAUUGACAAAAUGUUCCUGCAGACGUCAUCGGGAUAUCGACCAGUUGAGCACUGCUACUAUAAACAUUCGUUUGUAGGCGUAGGGGCAGCAGGUGGCAGCAGCGGUGGUGGAGGCGGUAGUAGUGGUAGCGGAAUAGCUGGUGGUGCAGGUGGCACUGCUGGCGGUGGUAGUGGGCGCUAUGGCAUAGUUGGUGGUGCACAUCGAUUGUCAGCCGCGGGCGGCAGCUUGGCUGGUGGUAUGGAACAUGCGGGCAUGUUGCGGGCGAGCGGUAGUUUUGGCGAUACGCGUUGCCUACUCGAUGCCGAGUGUGGAAGGCAUCAUCGUGAGAUCACGUCGAACAUACAGCUGGCCUGCGUCAUUCAACGAAUUUGGAUACUCAUCUCGAAUAUCUGCCAUGGUUUGCUAGCUGGUCUAGCUUUGGCUCAUUUGUUGUUCGUGUUAAGCAGUCAUCCGAUGGAUUGGUCGCGGGUACUUAGUCUUGCGGGCGAGACUGUAUGUAAGGCACAGGCGGCGACGUCGACAACGGCUUCGUCGGUGGUAGACGGAGGUGGCGGUGGUGGUGGCGGUGUUGGUGCAGACGCUGGCAGUGAUAAACUAAUGUUAAGUGGCUCUCAGCAAACAUUCAGCUUCGUGAAGGAUUAUGCCACUUUUGCUGAGAUCUAUCUAAAUACAUUCUACUGUUUGGCAAUCAUAUGCAUGGUUUCGGUUUUCGAUCGCAUGGAUAUUUGCCACUGGAACUUCAGCAACGCCUCAGAGUUGGUCUCAUUUCGUUGGUUAAUCAUUGCAAUGAUUUAUAUAGCGACAAUAAUAUUAACAAUCUGCUCCGAUUCAAUUGAUGAACGACUCUAUUUCAAUAACAAUGCGAAUGUGACGCUAACACAAGAAGAAUUGUAUAGCAACAGCGUGUUGAGUGUAUGGAGUAGUUUGUCGGUGACGCGCAGCAUCGGCGCCAUCUGUGGUUGGAUAAUGAUCGGCUUGGCGCCGCACGAAGAUCUACUUUACGAGCAUUUGCUGGAUCUAACCAAAUUCCAAGUGACAAAUAAUUGAAUGUAAAGAAGAGAAUGCGAAGGAAGAAGGUGCAAUGAAAACGAGAGGCAAUACUAAAUAUUAGUUAAGUAAAAUAAAAAUAUAUGAAAAAAAUGUACAGUUAGGUUAAAAAGUAUAAGAACUAUAUAUACAAAAAAAACGAACUUCAAAUAUUAGUAAAAAAGCAACAAACCCAAUUUGGGAGAGAUAUGAACAUUUAAAAAUGUUUGCUUUAAAAAUGGAAAAUUAUGAAAUGGAAGUUAUGAAAACACGCCUAUAAAUUAAUGCUAAGCUUUGUUUAUAGUUUGCGAAAUAAGGGCGCAAAAAAGUUGUUGCUCAACUACUUAGUAUUAAGCAUUUUUGUUACUUUUUUCGAAAUUUGCUAUCAAAUACCAAAUACCUGCGUUGCUUAAGUAUGUGUAUGCAUAUGUAUUGUAGAUAAAUGUACUCUAGUUUUUCUUGUAACUAAAAUUUCAUUUUUAAAAAAUUUAUUUAUUUGUAACCUAUUUACUAGCAAAAUUAUAUAUGCAAUUAAGGCUUUAAAAUAUCAUAUAGAUUUAUGUGAAAAUUAUUUAACCAAUAUACAUAUAUAAUCGAAAUGGAAAAUUUGUGAAAUUAAAACUUAGUACCAUGUAAGCCCUUCAAAGGCCGCUAGAAUCAACCGAAACCAAAAAAAAUUACCCAAAUACGAAAUUGAAAAUUUUCGAGUAACCAAAAAAGUUAAAAAAUAAACUAAAAAAAAAAAACAUAAGCAUAAUUUAGCAGUUAGGCUUAGCAGCAAAAAAGCAUACAAGAAAUUAUUGUUACGAAUAUGUGUAUGUGCAUAAUAUACAUACAUACAUAUGCAUAUUUAUGUGAGUGUGUUUUGUAGUAAGAAGCACCGUUAGUUAAAUUUGCGUUUAAUGUUGUUUAUUAAAAUUGUUUGUGCGCAAAUUUUUUCACUGCAAACAUAUAAUAAAAAAAAGCAACUCAAGUACAGUUAUAGUUUAGAAAAAUAUGUAUAUGAAUUUGUUUUUUUUCCAUUACCUACUAAAAUAUAUAAAAAAACGCAAAGAAUUUAAAUACUCAGUUAAAAUUUGCUAAAUCGUAACUAGAAAUUAUAGAAAAUACAUAUUUGUAUAGCAAGUUGCAAAAAUGUUUGUGAUUUUUUGACCAGCUUCGAGAGUUCUUUUGUAAAUUUUACAGUUUUAUAUGCAGCCUACUUUCCCAGGAUAAAAAGAUAAUAACAACAACACUUAGAUGUGACUAUGGAUACUUUGUGUGUAGAAAUUGUUUACGUGCUUUGUAAUAAAACCAACACAAAUAGUUAUAAACAUGCAUACAUAUACAUAUAUACGACAUAUGCCUAUAUAGAUAACGAAAAAACGAAUAAAAAAAUAAGUGUGUAGGAUUAAAUAUAUAUAGAUACAUAUACGUACAUAUAUGAGAGAACUAGAAAAAAAAAUUGACGAAUAUUGCGCAUGAUUUUGUUUAAGUGGUUCUUUGCCAGCAACAAUACGAAAAUGUGAAAUAUUUUUUUUUUUUUUUAUAUACGAGGCGCUGCUGAUAAGUUCAAAGCUGAGUAUGGUUAAAUAUUUUUUACUUUUCAUUGUAUUUCAACUGAAGCGAAAUGCACUUUUAAAAUCGUGAAUGUAUAUACUGGUAAAAUGAUUUUUCACGGCCGCUUUCAUCUCAAUGUCGCCGCGACAUCUUUGUCCGCGUAAAUCCUUUUCAAAUUUGA
Molecule: messenger RNA, 5845 nt
Organism: Rhagoletis pomonella (apple maggot)
Lineage: Eukaryota; Metazoa; Arthropoda; Insecta; Diptera; Tephritidae
Exons: 5
Coding region: 1540-4146 (868 amino acids)
Biological process (GO): cilium assembly
Cellular component (GO): ciliary transition zone
Source: RefSeq, a predicted model, not a curated record